GAACGGCGGCGGAGGCGGCGGCGGCGGCGGCUGGUCAGCAGUCACACACACACACACAACGCCGGCGGCCGGCCUCGCCCCCUCGCUGGAGGACUUCGUUCAGGACAGCCAUGGCGUCGUCCAAGCUGCAGCUUCCGGUGGACGACAGCGUCCUCCUGCUCGUCACCCACUCCAAUCUCUCCACCUUCGCCGCAGACAUCCGCGUCUCGCAACAGACCACCGUCGAGGCGCUCAAGGACAAGCUCUGGCGCAAGACCGGCACCGCCGUCGCCUCCAUGCGCCUCCAGCUCCGCGACGACACCGGCGCCAAGAUCGCCGACCUCGAUGACGACGCCGCGCCCCUCGCAGCCUACGGCCCCUACAACGGCUACCGGAUCCAUGUCCUCGAUCUCGAUCCUUCCUCACUCACCUCUGGUGGCUGGUUGGAAGACACCUCCCUUGUUGACAAGUACAAAAUGUCCGAUGAAGCAUACGACAAGCUCCACACUAACUUUCGAAAAUUUAAAGAAAAGAUGGCCCCGAAGAACUCUACAUCAGAGGAUAAAGAACAAUCCGAAAAGCACAUGGAGGAAUUGUGCUCCAAAAUCAAGGUGGGAGAUAGAUGUGAAGUUGAGCCAGGUGCCAAGAGGGGCACUGUAAAAUUUGUUGGCAGAGCUGAAGCUCUUGGACGUGGAUUCUGGGUUGGAGUGCAAUAUGAUGAGCCACUUGGAAAGCAUGAUGGCAUGGUGAAAGGCAUUCGCUUCUUUGAGUGCCCUCAAGGUCACGGGGCAAUUGUGAGGCCAGAGAAAGUAAAGGUCGGCAACUACCCGGAGAGAGACCCAUUCGAAGAAGAGGAGAUAUAGGCAAGCAAGGUGUGGCGCAUUUGUUUAGUAAUUUUCAAUGGGAGGGAUGUCGUUGCGGAGUUGUAUUUGAAACGCGUGUGAAAUUGCUGUUACGAUCUUCUUGGUCAGUCAGACUCGGUUGCUCAAGUGCUGUAGUAAGUUGGUCGUUGCACUAUCUUGUCUUGGGUUUAGCCGCGGAGGACAGCUCUGCCAACGGGGUGGUUAAAUCCUGGACUCCUUGUGGGUGGGUGCUCACUGAAUGUUUUACAUACGCUUUCAGUUGCCAUGCUUAUGUCCUCUGCUCUCUA
Molecule: messenger RNA, 1129 nt
Organism: Panicum hallii
Lineage: Eukaryota; Viridiplantae; Streptophyta; Magnoliopsida; Poales; Poaceae
Product: tubulin-folding cofactor B
Exons: 7
Coding region: 111-842 (243 amino acids)
Biological process (GO): tubulin complex assembly; post-chaperonin tubulin folding pathway; cytoplasmic microtubule organization
Cellular component (GO): cytoplasm; microtubule plus-end; nucleus
Molecular function (GO): microtubule plus-end binding; alpha-tubulin binding
Source: RefSeq, a predicted model, not a curated record